This is a messenger RNA of Cryptococcus wingfieldii CBS 7118, 480 nucleotides long. RefSeq lists its product as hypothetical. The coding region runs from base 1 to 480 and encodes 159 amino acids. The transcript is spliced from 2 exons. The record is from RefSeq and is a predicted model, not a curated record. NCBI's taxonomy places the organism in Eukaryota, Fungi, Basidiomycota, Tremellomycetes, Tremellales, Cryptococcaceae.
AUGCCCGUCGACCUUGGACAAUCGUCUUCCACCGCCUCUCUUUCUCUCCCCCUCACAUUGGAACCCCUCAACAGAUGCAACAAUCCUCUCCCUCCCCCCGCCAAUAAUCCAUCCUCGUCCUCCUCCCUCGAUCAGCAGGAGUCUGCCCCAGCGUUCGCCACCGAUACUAGAUCCCCGGGUGCAGUCCCCCAUGGUACCCCGACGUUGGAACAACCAGGCAGUAUCAAUCCGAACCAGGUCCCAUGGGGCGGUGACCAACGAUACAAGUACCUCUUGGGGGGGGCGGCUCAUGAAGGAGUUUUGGGAGCAGACAAAUCUGGGGACGAAAACGGAGAGAAUGGGGAGGAGGUGCAGUCUCGACAAAAGGCGCAAAGACAACAACGCCAGUCCACGUCGGAACCCUCUUCUGUAUCGACACCCUCCUCGAAUGCCACAGAUGCUGCGUAUGAGCAAAACAAAUUGAUGCCACGUUGGGGCUAG